CUCCUUACCUUCACCAUUAUCUUCCUCAUGCAACUAAACAAGGCAAACUCAUCAGAUUCCUUUUCCUUCAGCUUCGACAACUUCAAUCAAGAAGAUGGAAGAAACCUAAUCUUCCAAGGUGAUUCAACCAUUUCACCAACCAAGAACACACUCCAUCUCACCAAGGUGAAUAGUCAAGGCAACCCAGCUUCAAACUCCCUUGGAAGAGUCUUGCAAUCAGCAGAACUACAGCUUUGGGACAAACCUACAAACCGACUCUCAGAAUUUGAUUGUCAAUUCAGCUUCCUCCUCAAAUCCCCGGUUUCCGAACCGGCCGACGGCUUGACCUUCUUCAUCGCCCCCUCCAACACCACCGUACCGGCGCUUUCCCCCGGAGCUCUGUUAGGGAUCUUUGAUGCUCAUAGCCAUCUAAAUCCUUCUCUAAACCAAAUUGUUGCCGUUGAGUUCGACACCUUCUCCAAUUAUUGGGAUCCAAGUUACCCGCAUAUUGGAAUCGAUGUCAACACCAUUCAAUCCGUCAAGACUGUGCAAUGGGAGAGGAGAGAGGGUGAAACCGUAAAUGUAUUAGUUUCUUACACUUCUAGAUCUCGAAAGCUAGAGGUCAUUGCAAGUUACUCUAAUGGUCAACGAUUCGAGGUGUCUCAUGUCGUUGACCUAAGGGAUGUGCUUCCAGAAUGGGUUAGGGUUGGAUUCUCAGCUGCAACAGGAGCUCAAUACCAAUCGCAUGAGAUUCUAUCAUGGUCUUUCACUUCAUCCUUGAACUACGUUCAAAUGGAAAUAAAAUGA
Molecule: messenger RNA, 786 nt
Organism: Arachis stenosperma
Lineage: Eukaryota; Viridiplantae; Streptophyta; Magnoliopsida; Fabales; Fabaceae
Product: mannose/glucose-specific lectin-like
Exons: 1
Coding region: 28-786 (252 amino acids)
Molecular function (GO): carbohydrate binding
Source: RefSeq, a predicted model, not a curated record